This is a messenger RNA of Malus domestica (apple), 1375 nucleotides long. Its product is annotated as F-box/kelch-repeat protein At3g06240-like. The record is from RefSeq and is a predicted model, not a curated record. Gene Ontology annotation, molecular function: protein binding. NCBI's taxonomy places the organism in Eukaryota, Viridiplantae, Streptophyta, Magnoliopsida, Rosales, Rosaceae.
UGGCUCACAAUUUGCCUGAGGAAAUCAUACACGAUAUACUAUAUAGGCUACCGCCUAAAUCUUUGAUCAUAUGCACCUCGGUGUGCAAGCCAUGGAACUCCAUGAUAACAAAAUCCGAGCUUUAUACGCACCCACCUCAACCGUACAAUCGAUCUUAAUAACCAGUUUGGCACCCACCUCCUCCUUGUGUACUGUGAUGGUAUGGUUAAACAUGUUAGCACCAGCAAUGGUGUGAUUGAAGAAGAGUUAUUGGAGGAGCAUUACAAUUUGCAUUAUGACAACCUUGCUUUUGAUGAGUACUGCAGACUAGAAUUUCCAAUUGUUCCCAAGGACGAACUGCGCAAUAAAGUUUUAAAUGUGGUCGGCAUUUGUAAUGGGCUGGUGCUUCUUGCGGAUUGUAAAUUUUGUUCAGGUAACACCGUCAUGUUAUGCAACCCGUCUACGAGAAAGUCAGUGACCCUUCCUAAGCCUCAUAAUAACUUCAAAGGAUAUUGCGGUUAUCGUGAUUGUAUUGGUUUUGGUUUUGACGCUGUGACUAAUGACUACAAGGUUGUGAGAAUUACCGUUCAUCAAUGGGAUGAUCCGAGUGCUUCAUAUGAGGUUUAUUCACUGGCGGCAGGCUCAUGGAGUGAUCCUUGUUCUUUGGAUCACAUAAGUGGACUUAAAAGAACUUGCCAAACUGUUUUGUUAAUGGUGCUAUUCACUGGCAGGCAUUCAAGCGUUUGACAUAUGGUGGUUCUGAAGAUUUCAUUUUGGCGUUUGACGUGGACAGCGACUCAUUUCGCAGGAUAAGGUCACCAGAGAAUUUGAGAAGCUCAUGUGGCGAGCACUUGUAUAUUUCAGGUUACGGGAAAUCUAUUGCUCUGUCCAAGCCUUAUUACAGUAAUAUUGGAGAGCGUUGUCUUGAUAUAUGGGUGAUGAAAGAGUAUGGCGUGGAAGAGUCGUGGACCAAGACAACUCUUUGUCCAGCAGGUCCACAAAGAGGAGUUUGGUACUUGCCAUCAUGUUCUAGGAAGAGUGGUGAUGUAGUGUUGGAACCGAUGGAUGGUUAUUGGUAUGCUGAUGAAGGGUAUGAAUUAGUUUGUGUAGACCUUGUGAGCAAGCAAUUUAAAAGUCUUGGAAUUCUUGGAUAUGGACAUUUCUAUGUGAAUCUUACGUUGAGAGCCUCGUCUUACUCGACAAGACCGAUGCAGUUUCUUACUGAGGAAAACAACAGGUAAGGUGGUAUGACGGCUUCUGUUUAGCUGCCAAGUGAUGACAUAAUGUUCUUCAGAAGUUUAUGAAGACUUUGAAUCUAUUGCUUUUCUUUCUGUUUGGUAGGAUAUGAUUGGGAAUUUGGCCCCUUUUUACCAUUUGCAUUUCCAUUGAAUAGAAG